AAAACCAGCUUUUAAAUCAGUUUGAUCAGCUUUUAGGCUGUUAACUUGUUUUCCAGAAAUGUAUAUAUGUUUUAAUAUCUAAUUUAACAAUAUUUACAAAGGCACCUUCUGUUUACUUCGCGCUCUAACUUCUCUGCUUCUACAAUUCCUUUAAUGGUGAAUUUGUGCUCUUUAUGAUUGAAGAUGAGCAUUGUUGGUUGGUUGAAGUUAGCAUAAUUUCAUUUGAGAUACACAUUUCUUGUCCAAAAUCUACACAUUGAUGGCUGCUAUCAACUUUUCAACUUUGAAGAGACCCCUUAAUUCCUCUUUUGAAUUAGCAAAUCAGAUUGAUGUCAGACCUUCAUAUGCUUGCAUUAAUGGUAAUCUACAAUUUAGAGAACCCACAUAUUCAAAAAAUUAUGCUGCCCCAAAAUGUUUUAAAAUAAGGGGUAUACACUCUGCUAGUGUGACCAGUCAUGUUACCUCAUAUCUCACUGAUAAUAAAAGUUUGAGGGGAAGUAAAUCAAUUUUUGUGACUAGCCCCAUUUGGAAUAAUCAAUGGUAUUCGUCGUCUGUUAGUAGUAACAGAUAUACUCCUAAAGGUUCAGAAGUUUCAACUGGUGCAAGUGCAAGUGGGUUUGUUAUGGAUACAGGUGGUGUAAGUGGAAGUGAGUGGGUUGGAAAUAUUAAGGAAGCUUGGCGAACUGCCGUAGAUGCUGUGACUUCUACGGGGGGAAAAGUGAAAGAGGCAUCUUCGAAAAUGACUCCUUAUGUUGAAAAUGUGCUUGAUGCACACCCUUAUCUAAGAGAUGUAAUUGUUCCUGUUGGUGGUACCUUAAUAGCUUGGGUGGUGCUUCCAAGACUUUUGAGGAGAUUUCAUGAGUAUGCGAUGCAAGGAUCAGCUGUUUUGCUGCAUGGAAACUCGAUAUGGGGGAAGUUUUCUUAUGAGAAAAGUAUUUGGGGUGCUAUGGAGGAUCCGGUUCGAUAUUUAAUCACUUUCAUGGCAUUUUCACAAAUUGCUGUGAUGGUGGCACCAAGCACUAUUGCGUCACAAUGCCUUCUCCCGACUUGGAGAGCUGGUUCUAUUCUUUCAUUUAUCUGGUUUCUACAACGAUGGAAAACAAAUGUGAUCAGCAGAGCUUUGGAUGUCAAGGGUCUUGAAGUAGGUGAUCGUGAUCAGUUGUCGACUUUGGACAGAAUCUCUUCCAUUGGCCUCUACAUCCUUGGGUUAAUGACUUUAGCUGAAGUUUGUGGAGUAGCUGUACAAUCUAUUUUGACCGUUGGUGGAGUUGGAGGGGUGGCUACUGCUUUUGCUACUAGAGACAUCCUUGGCAAUGUUCUUAGUGGGCUCUCCGUACAGCUUUCACGACCUUUUUCAGUUGGUGACACGAUAGAAGCUGGAUCAGUGGAAGGUCAAGUGGUUGAAAUAGGGCUUACUAAUACAUCAUUGUUGACUGCAGAAAAAUUCCCUGUUAUUGUCCCAAAUUCACUAUUUUCCAGUCAGGUGAUUGUGAAUAAAUCACGUGCUCAAUGGCGUGCCAUGGUCACUACAGUUCCUUUCCAAAUUGAAGACUUUAAUAUGAUUAUCAAGAUAUCAGAUGAUGUGAAGAGCAUGCUCAAAUCUAAUCCAAAUGUUUUCUUGGAAAAGGAGGCACCAUACUGCUACUUGUCUAAAAUUGAAAAAACAUAUGCAGAGCUAACUCUUGGGUGCAACUUAAGAUAUGCGAUAGCUUCCAGCAUAGCCUUUGUGCUGAAGAUAUAUAAUAUUGUUACGUAAAAAAGAAGAUGAGAAUAACUGGAGAGCAAGGACAAAUUGUUUUCAGCACAUCAGGAUAUUCUUCUGCAAUCCGUUCGAAUAGUCAAGCAGCAUGGAGGCACACUGGUUGAUCCUUGGAGUCAGUGAUUUGUAUUCGAACGAAGUUGUCUUAAGUCUUGAGGUUAGCUUUCCUUGGUAUGUCUUUUUUCCAUCUGAUCAACACAUUGUUGUACAUUUUUAUGUAAUGAGUGAAACAUUAGCUUGUGAAUAUUUCUACCCAGAAAAGUUCAUUUUUUUGUAUUGCAGCAAAGAAUAGGGCAUUUGGAAACGGAUUAACACUCUCACACACACCCCAUAUCUCUCAAAUGAUCAAAGGGUAAUAUGUUUGCCAAUUGGAUAAAAAUGAGAUCGAUAAAGAAAAUCAAAAUUGGUGAUGUGUUUUAAUAGCUUAUGUAAUAGGUCAAUGCUCUGAGUAUAGAUGUACAAAAUAAGAAUUUCUCAAGCUGCAUAAAUGACCUCUUACUAAAUGCACUCAUUUGAAAACAA
This is a messenger RNA of Solanum lycopersicum (tomato), 2281 nucleotides long. RefSeq names its product mechanosensitive ion channel protein 1, mitochondrial. The record is from RefSeq and is a predicted model, not a curated record. Lineage: Eukaryota; Viridiplantae; Streptophyta; Magnoliopsida; Solanales; Solanaceae. Gene Ontology annotation, cellular component: membrane. Gene Ontology annotation, biological process: transmembrane transport.